Lycium ferocissimum is the source of this 1503-nucleotide messenger RNA. Its product is annotated as protein IQ-DOMAIN 9-like. Gene Ontology annotation, molecular function: protein binding. The record is from RefSeq and is a predicted model, not a curated record. The transcript is spliced from 7 exons. NCBI's taxonomy places the organism in Eukaryota, Viridiplantae, Streptophyta, Magnoliopsida, Solanales, Solanaceae. The coding region runs from base 180 to 1082 and encodes 300 amino acids.
UAUUAUUAUUGUCACUCACUUUUCUUUGUGUUUUCGAGAUUACCAAUUUUCCAGUAAGGUCUUUUGCUACUACUAAAUGUGAAGGUUUCCUCUGUGAACACCUUAUUACAAGGAGCUUCGUGCGUAGGAUGCGGAGUUCUGUGUAUAUGAGGGUAAAAUAUAUAUAAGAAGCAUCUGCAAUGGGUUCUGGAUACUGGCUUAAAAAUGUAAUCAGUUUGAGAAAAGCUAAAGAUGGCAGAUCGAAAAGAUUAAAGGGAACGUCUAUUGGAAGAAAGGGGGAUGACCACUCUCAGAAAGAGCCUACAAGAAGAAAAAGUGGCGCCUCUACCAAAAAUCAUAGGAAACGGGGAAUGCCUUCUGAGGAUAACGCAGCCACAAGGAUCCAGACAGCUUUCCGUGCAUAUAUGGCAAGGAAAACUUUACGUCGCUUGAAAGGAAUAUCAAGGUUACGUUCGAUGACACAACGCCCUUCUGUGAAAAAACAAGCUUCGGCAACCUUGAGCUCUCUCCAUUCAUGGAACAGGAUACAAGCCGAGAUUAGAGCUCGCCGUGUUCAUAUGGUCGUAGAAGGACGUCUUAAGCAGAAGAAGGUGGAGAAUCAAUUGAAGCUAGAGGCAAAGCUUCAUAACUUAGAGGUAGAGUGGAAUGGUGGCCCUGAAACAAUGGAAGUUGUUGUAUCAAGGAUACAUCAGAGAGAAGAAGCAGCAGUGAAGCGGGAGCGGACUAUGGCAUAUGCAUUUUCACAUCAGUGGAGAGCCAAUUCCAACCCAAUAUUUGGAUCAAGUAACCAUGAUUUAGGCAAAGCUAAUUGGGGCUGGAGUUGGACAGAUUGCUGGAUCGCUGCUCGACCAUGGGAAAGCCGACUCCCUGUUCGAUCAAGUCCAAAAAUUGCCAAUAGGACAGCAGCAAGCAAGACUCCUAGAAGUAAUAAAACUCAAACAGCAAAAACACCAGUUUCUGUUAAAUCAAGUUCUGCCAAUUGGAAACGCACUAUGAAGCCUCGAAAGCUAUCGUACGAAGCAGCUGAUAAACUAACUGCAAAGAAAGGAAUCAACAAAGAUGAGGCAAGCAUUGACUCUUAGAAGCAAUUAAAAGAAGAAAAAUGUUCAACCUAAGACGUGUUUCUACAGUUCCGCUGAGGAUGAUGGUGAAAAACUUGAAGUUGGAUAUGUGUCUGAGAAGUGAAGUUUGCCAGUUUUUCCUUUACAACAACAUACCCAGUAUAAUCCCACCAGUUUUUCCUUUAAAUUUCCAAUUUUUUUUUGAGCUUAUGUAUAUGAAAGAAAACAAGUUAUUCGUCGACUAUUAUGUGUAUAGAUAAACUAUACUCAUAUUCAAAUUGUUCUUUUAUAGGUGCACAGCCCAGUAAAUUCAGAAGCGUUCCUUUAUUGUUUUGGUCUCGAAAUGUUUUGCUCAGAACAUCUGUUUUGUACAUAAUGUAAAAGAUAUUGCAGAGUGUUUUUGGUGUAGUAACAUCUUAUUGCUUGGUGAUACUUUGUCAAA